Acanthoscelides obtectus is the source of this 5011-nucleotide messenger RNA. The record is from the annotation of a GenBank genome assembly. Lineage: Eukaryota; Metazoa; Arthropoda; Insecta; Coleoptera; Chrysomelidae.
CCUCCCUCUGUGAACAUGAAGGCUGAGACCUACGGCACUAUGUACGAUAAUUCCGACGCGUCUGUACGAUUAUUUCUCCAGACGAAUCUGGCAACUCUGGCUGUACCGUGUACUAUGUUUUGACGUUUUGUAGUUUAGUGUAGUUUAGCAUAGCCGAAAAAUGGCGUAAAGUGUAGUAGGUAUUUAGUUCUCUUGUUUAUUUUAUGACUUAAUCUGUUUUUAUAAUUUUGUGAUUCACCAUCGUUUGUGCUAGAAGGGUGGAAAAAUGUCACGUGCAAAACCCAAACAAAAUUUGGAGGUGUGCGGUGAUUGUGGAGCCUUAGAUGCCACUUGGGCCUCAGUGAAUAAAGGCAUUUUAUUAUGCACGCCGUGCUGUAGCAUCCACCGUAGCCUCGGAAGACACAUUUCUCAAGUGAAGUCUUUGCUGAAGGGGUCAUGGCACCCCAAUCAGCUGAAUAUGGUUUAUGCGUUGAAUAACAAUGGUGCAAAUAAUAUAUGGGAACAUGCAUUGUUUGAAAAUGGAUCUAAGCUAAUGAAGAAGAAACCCACAGCAAAAGAUUCCAUCAAUAUCAAACAGGAAUAUAUCAAGAUGAAACAUGUGCAGUGUGCAUUUGCAUUUCGUGAAAGCUAUGAAGAUGGUUUGUUAAGUGUGGAAAAUGAGCUGGGAAAACAGCUCCAUGCAAGUGUACGCACAGCUAACCUGGAGACCUCUUUUAGGCUGUUAGCAUUGGGAGCAGAUCCAAACUACUUCCAUGAUGAGAAAGGGUCAACACCCUUGCAUAUUGCGAUAAAGUCAGACCAAAAGCUUCAGGUAGAAUUGUUGUUAGUACAUGGGGCUGACCCUUCCUACCCUGAUAAUCAGGGCAAAACAGCACUUGAUUAUGCAAGAAAAUUCAAUAACAGGGAUUUGCUCAGCAGAUUAAUAGAAAACCAGUAUGAAGUAACAGAUACUUUUAGUUAUUACUUAUCGCUGCAUAAACCAGAUCACAAUAGUGGAAUGCAUUUUUACAUCCCACAAACUGGUUUCAAGUCCAAUUCUGUGUGCCUCUCAAAGCUUCAAAAGAUAAACAAUACCCUUUUUGAAGAACUUGCAAUGGAUGUAUUCGAUGAGGUGGAUCGUCGGGAGACGGAAGCAAUUUGGCUAAGCUGUGGCGAUACCACCGACUUUAACGGAGUCCCAUUUCUACCAGUAGAUAACACGCUUUCUACCACCAGAAAUCAAGGCAGGCAGAAGUUAGCAAGAUUUUCCACUCCAGAGUUCAAAAGUUUAGUCUAUGACAUUUUGGUUGAUACACAAAGAAGGCAGAUGAUGUCCGAUAAUGCUCAUUUUUCCCAAUUCGGGGAAAUGUCAACUGUUGAUGACGAUCCCUUAUAUGAUUCGGUAGCGUCAGAUGAAGAUUAUGCUUCAGUUCCUGAUGAAGAGAAACCAACAUCCCCAAAUACACUGUCACCACAGUCGCAACAUUCUGACCCUUCACAUAAUACGAACAAAGAUAGUAUUAUAUCUUUGGAUAGUGUGAGUAAAACGAAUCAAAUAUUGGAACAAUUAACAAAGCAGCUGAAAAAUUCUGAUAAUACCAUCACGGACUUAAAAAAUGAGGUUUAUAAGUUGAGACAGUAUGUGAAGGUUCUACAAACGGAGAAUUCAAUACUCAAGAACAAACUUGCUCAAACCAAAGCUUCUUCUAGGGUCAAUGGAGAUAGCAGAUUUGAGUCCCUAGAACAUAUUUCUGAGACCGACUCUGGUUCAAUUCAGAAUGGACGUGUUGCAGACGAAGUUGACUUUAGGCACAGUAGAAGAAAUCAGAGGCCGACGAGCAUGUAUGAAACCCGAGAGGGCAUCAGUAAAGUUCCUAAUUGGCAUGUUAUGAAAAACCAGUUAAAACAUGGAGAUUCAAUAAGAAACACAAUGCAUAGCACAUACGUUUCAUCGCAGGAUCGAGAAACUGUCUUGCAAUGCACAGAACAAAUAACUAGAACCAUUCAACAUUUAUGUAGGUGUAUACAAGAUCCUGAAAAAGAGGAAUGUGUUUCUAGCGCAGAGGGAGUCAAAUUGGCCAUCAUUCGACUUGCUUCUCAUCUACCUAAAGAUGCUGUAAAAUUUCGCUCUUAUAAACGUUAAGGACAAUUUCUUUUGCCUGAAUAUUCAGACGUUCCUUCUUGUCACGUUUUCGGGGCGGAGGCAUCACUGAAGAGAAGGCAUGGCUGAAGGAAGCAUUGGGUGAAAUAUUCUCAGUUUCCUCUGCUGUAUCCGUAGACGACAUGCUAACGUAUAAACACUGUAUGCACCGAAUAUGAACAGCAACUGCCGGCGCCGGCGUGCCGGCGAUACCCCGAGCCUGAGUUCUAUCCUGCACUUGUUCGUAGUUCUAUGACCGAAUGACCAAUAGCUAUUGCAACGCUUAGGCGGCUGCCGGUUUGCCGCGCUGCAUCUUUGUUGUGCCGGGACGUAAAUGGACUUCGAAUCGGGUAUAAACAAUUUAUGACCUCACAUAGAAAAACUCGUAUUUUGGUUAUACCGAAAAUUGAGGAUUUCUUAGGUUGGGGUGUUAGACUUUUGGAAUGCUAAUAGUGAGUUUGUGCGCUCUAACCAUCUUGCAAACACAUUUUUGAUCUAUAAGACGCAUAUGCUUUUUCAAAAUCUUAGUGGAUCUGAUGAGUUAUAAAUAUCCAGACUUCUACGGUUCCUAUAAUAAAUUUCUUCAGAUUCAUUUCUGAAACUCCUUUGUUACGGGAUAUAGAUAAAAGUAUAAUAUGUUUAAACUAUUUCAAGUGGGAUAGUACUGAUUUAUAAUCUUAAUACUGUUAACUACUACUAGUGUGCCAAAAUACAGUCUCUCCUAAUUUUUUUCCGGCGUUGAGUAUCUCCGCAGUCUCUGUGGCUUAUACGGCAUAUUUUUACGAAACAUUUGCAUUUGAUCACAUUUCAUUUUGAUCUAGGUUGUUAACCACUUAAACGUAUCAUUGUCACUUUAUUUGGUAUUUUUAGGAAACUGAGGCUGAAAGGAUGAAACAAAUGAUAGAUUUUGUAUCAAAGUUACAACCAGAGUGUCAAGCCUUGCAAAACUCACACAUAAACAACGAUAGUAAAAACGUUGAUGUUCACUUCGGUAAUAUUAGAGAUAUAGCAUUCCAACUUGCCAAAAUUACAAAAGAUGUGGUGACGAAAUACUCUUCAGGCCAGUAGAAGACGAAGUUUAUUUAACAAAACGACUGAACGUAGUAUAACGAGGUAGUCCUUUGAACAUAAUGUCUUCAGUAUGUUGAAAACACAAGUAAUCGUUAGUACGAGUAAGUUUUAACAGAUGGUAGUUUGGAUUGUGCAAUUCCGUUAAAUAAGUUUUUGGUCCAUUCUCAUUCAAGUAUUAAUAAUUGAUAAAACAAUAGUUUUCUAGUUCUAUGAAACAUUUUUCUUUGCUUCAUUUAAUGGUCGGCUAUGACAACUGACAAACAUAAGAAUUGGUAAAUUAUUUUCUGUUACACUAUUUACAUUCAAUGUUUUUCAAAACAUUAUAUUAGAAUUUUGACUACUGUUAUUAAUGAAUAUUGGUUUAUAUAAUGUUUACAUGUUUUAUCAGUACUUGUCUUCAACCUGCUUGGUAGAACACACAUAAUUAUUAUGCAAAAUUAUUGGCUAUUUUUUAAAAAAACAGGAAGCGUCUUAAAAAAGUAGCAGAGUUACAAAAAAUAUAUAGUUUUCAAGUUUCUUAUAGAAUUUUUACAUAAGGUGUAUAUUUCAUUAUUUUUUAGCUUACUGCAAAAGUUGUCGAAUUUGGAUUUUUUUACUUGUUUUUGUCUCAUGUUCUGUAGGCCUAGAAGUUAUAUCCAAUGUUUGAAGGUAAGUUGUUUCCAUUACAGUAUUAAUUAAAAACAGAUGGCCACAUGAAGUUCUAAGGUUACUUUUGAAAUUAUCGUUUUAAUUUUUUAUGUUUGUCAGGGUCGUAGCGUCGGAGCGUAUGAAGAACAAAAUCUAGGUCUGUGAUACUUUUUAUGUUUUGCCAAUAUAUAUUUUAAGUAGUAUUUUAGAUUUAUAAUUUCUACAUUUGAAAUGCAAUAAGAACGCGAACUAGUUUUGGUUGUGUGAAAUGAUGCAAAGAAAUAUGAGCACUGAUCUUAUUAAUGAUUCCUUUCCUGUAUUAAGAAUUCCACCUACAGUUUUAUUACAUUUUAUGUCUGUCAGUUGUACACUAUGUUAUAGUUUUUAUUUGUUGUAUUGCUUCGAAUUUUCGUUUUGUAAAUUUUAUCAUUUAUAUGUGUAUAUUCUUUGCUAUUAUGUUAUUUUUUUAUUUAACAUAAUCUUAUAUACUUAGAUCCCAUAAAUUCAUCGAUCUUGAUAAAUCCAUGGUUCAUUUGCAGUUCAAACUAACAUUUUGCUAAAGCCCUUUUAGGAAGAAAGACGUUCGAUCAUGGUAUUUUAUCGACAGCUUUCCGCAAAAUUGUCCAAAAAGCUACAUUCGAACUGGAAUCAAUCAUAUUUGAUUGUAGGAUUCUGGUGGUGCGGUAGUAUAAAAUCCGCGUAUUUUAGCGAAAAAAACUGUAUUUGAACCAUUGUUUUAUCAGGUUAGACAAAUUGUUAUAGGAUCUGGGAAUAUUAUCAUUACCAAGUUGUUAUGAGUAAAUAGCUUUUAUAAAAUUAACGUGUUGUCACAGAGCAAGAAAAACUUACACACGCUGCUUAAAGGUUGGUUCUCACUAUACAUUCCGUUUCCAUUCCGUAACCGUUCCGCAAAUUAUUGAAAUUAAAUAUUCGCCUUCGCUUAAAGCAGGCUAUUGCAUGUGUAUGCACAUUAUCCGUACGGUAUACUGUGUAUACAAUCAAAUUGUACUGAACGUUUACGAAACUGAUAUGGAAUGGAAACGGAAUGUAUAGUGAGAAUCAACCUUAUAAUUACUUGGUGUAUUCUGUUACUUGACUGAGUUCUGUUUCUGAAGAACACUUAGUAUACUAAUAAUAUCUAAAGCUUUACAAUUAUAUUGUUUUAUAUAUACAAUAAAAAUAUAUUGUUAUCAA